Lethenteron reissneri (Far Eastern brook lamprey) is the source of this 4092-nucleotide messenger RNA. It is a transcript of the gene CRTAC1, whose product is annotated as cartilage acidic protein 1. The record is from RefSeq and is a predicted model, not a curated record. Gene Ontology annotation, biological process: axonal fasciculation. Gene Ontology annotation, molecular function: calcium ion binding. NCBI's taxonomy places the organism in Eukaryota, Metazoa, Chordata, Hyperoartia, Petromyzontiformes, Petromyzontidae.
AUGGCAGGUGCGGCGUGGCUCUACGGCCUGCUGGCCUCACUCUGGGCACUGACCAGGGCUCAGCCUGGCCCUUCCCCGCUCUUCACUUCAGUGGGAGAACGCUUCCUGCCCCAGGAUUACACACACAACCCUGUCCAGCUAAACUACGGCGUGGCAGUGACCGAUGUGGAUGGAGACGGGGACCUUGAGGUCCUCGUAGCAGGGUACAAUGGGCCCAAUCUGGUGCUGAAGUACAACCGCGCAAGUGGGCGUCUGGAGAAUGUGGCGCUGGAUGACAAGAGCUCCCCGUUUUACGCCCUGCGAGACCGGCAGGGCAACGCCAUUGGUGUCGCCGCUUGUGACAUUGAUGGGGACGGCCGAGAGGAAAUCUACUUUCUCAACACCAACAAUGCCUAUUCAGGAAUGGCUACUUACUCGGAUAAGCUGUUCAAGUUCCGUAAUGGGCGCUGGGAGGACAUCCUUAGCGACCCGGUGAAUGUGCAGCGUGGCGUCGCCUCCCGCUUUGCUGGCCGCUCGGUUGCCUGCAUCGACAGGAGGGGAACGGGCCGCUACUCGGUUUACGUGGCAAACUACGCGAAGGACGGCGUGGGCCCACACGCUGUCAUCGAGAUGGACGAGGCGGCCAGCGAUGUCGCUCGAGGGAUUGUCAUCCUUUCUGAAGUGGCCAAGGAGGCCGGAGUCAACAAGUUCACAGGUGGCCGUGGAGUGACUGUUGGUCCAAUCAUGAACACCAACAUCUCGGACAUCUUCUGUGACAACGAGCACGGUCCCAACUUCCUGUUCAAGAACAAUGGAGACGGAACGUUCACCGAUGUGGCCACUGCAACAGGAGUGGCCGACGCCGAUUGCCAUGGCCGUGGAGUGGCUCUUGCUGACUUCAACAAAGAUGGCCGUGUGGACAUUGUGUACGGCAACUGGAAUGGGCCCCACCGUCUGUUUCUGCAAUCAGAAACAAAUGGGAUCAUCCAAUUCCGGAACGUGGCCACCAAAGACUUUGCCACCCCCUCUGCGAUCCGCACCGUCAUCGCUGCCGAUUUUGAUAAUGAUCAAGAGCUGGAGGUCUUCUUCAACAACAUUGCGUACAACGACAAUGCUCCGAACCGCGUCUUCAGGGUAUCAGGCCGGGCAGGCAAGGACCCCUACAUUGAAGAACUGGACGUGGGAGAAGCCAAGGAGAGCUGGGGCAGAGGCACAGGUGGAGUGGCGACGGAUUUUGAUGGAGACGGCACGCUGGAGCUCAUCCUGUCUCACGGCGAAUCCAUGGCCCAGGCCCUGUCCAUCUACAAAGUCACUCAGAGCACAGGCAAUGGCUGGCUGCGCGUGGUGCCACGCACGCGGUUCGGGGCAUUCGCCCGUGGUGCCAAGGUGGUGCUGUACACAGCGCAGAGCGGCCCUCAGCUGCGCGUCAUCGACGGCGGCUCUGGAUAUCUGUGCCAGAUGGAGCCCGUUGCACACUUCGGCCUGGAGAAGGACGUGGGCCUACGCGUGGAGGUGACUUGGCCUGAUGGGUACUUCUUCUCGAGAAACCUGCGCAGAGAUGAAAUGAACUCACUGAUUGAGAUCCCCUACCCCGACGGAGAGAGCCAGCAGGACAGCGAGAGCAAACCACAGUGUGGAGAAGGAUUCACCCUGAAUGAUCAUGGAAGAUGCGUUGAUGUGGACGAGUGCAGCAGCGCCCAGCAGCCAUGCCCCAGCACCAGGCCCCUUUGUGCCAACACUUUUGGCAGCUUCAGCUGCAAGCCUGACUUGUCGUGUCAAGGUGGCUUUGAGCCAGACCAGCAGGGCUCUGCAUGUGUUGCUGCACUGGAGGACCUCCCCGGCAACCGGGCUCCCUUUCUGUCCUGCCAACGCCUCCUGCUAAUCCUUGGCUUUCUGCUGACACUCAGCACAUAGCAGGCUAGUGGUGUACCCUGGAGUCGGGUGUUAGCUCGGGAACUCCAGAGCACAUUCCCCACACCCCUUUGGGAGUACACGUGGAUGUAUGAAGCAGGGAGUUGGAGGUUGAGGGAGCGGGAAUAAUUUAGUAGUUUCUUCUUGCCGACCAAUGACAGCCACAUUGGCAUCCCAAUCUUAUAAAUCCUUCAUAGGGCUUUUAUUAAAAUACCACUUGGUAAUGCUAUUCCGCUAUAUAUUCUGUGACUCCAAACAGGUGAUUGCAUUCAAAAAAGAAAAUAAGUUUCACAAAAGCCAAGCAGUAUUGUAUCAUAUCCCAUAGGAGCUUUUGCAUGCGGACUAAAAUCUUUUUAUUGAAAAAGAGAGAAUAUUAGAACAAAGCAGUGCACGACAAAGAGAAGUUAAGUCAUUUUCUACAAAUGUUAUUUUCACCCAGUUCCUCCGUUUGCAACUUUGGUUGUCGUUUUCUCAAUGACACAUUAUUCCCUGAUGCUGGUCAAGGAUAUUACUGUGGAUGCAUGUCUCUACACGUUACCGGAUGAUGUCUAUUAAUCUCCUGCAAAGCCCACUUGUUGAUGCACCGCUGUUCACUGAUUGAUAAAUCAUUGCUCAAACCACAGAGUGUGGUGGAAAACAUAUUACAAUCCUAAACUAAGGUGACAAUGUAUGAAGUGUGGACAGGAUGGGCUACGGUGAUUUUGAACAGAGCAUAAAUGUAUAAGCUUUGCGCAACAAAAAUUCCGAUCUUUCACGUGCACACACAUAGUACUGGGAGGCACUGAUGAACAUUUCCUUGUCCCAAGGUGUUGACAGAAUGUGCUUUGAAUUCACCUAUCAUGGGAACAUUUCAGUAACUUCUUGGUCACGUUUUACAUUUUAGUGAUUCAACGUGAACAACGCUUAUGAUAGUGACAUCAACACUUGCAUGUAUGUUUAGUAAUUCAUAUCUGCCGAAUGGGCAAAACAUUUGGACAUGCAAAAUAGUGAUUCGUGUAUUUUCUUUUAAUUACAUGCGGUACUUAUCCAUUUGUAUCCCACAACUAGCUAUGGCAACCUCCCUCUGCCUCUAGCUACCCACCCUCGAUUGGUCACAUUCACCCCAUGUUUGACAAACGUUCAGCUGCCAACUCUCGAUGAACCACUCUCCCGGUGGCAUGCCGCUGUUCAUGAAUUGGGUUCCAAGUGAGUUUUGUUUAUUUGUUGUUCAAUUAUUUUUUUGUUAUAACAAGGCGAGUCAAAAUGGGAAGCAAGGGACGUCACCGUGAAUGCGGUGACGAUUCCCCCAUGUGCGCGCGCGCUCCUGUUGCAGAGUUUCCCAGAUGUUGUAUUAAUAAUAAAUAAAAUCUGACUCAAUGUAUCAGCUAAGUUUUUGUUUGUUAUCGUGCCCUGCAAAUUCUGUAUUCAAAGCAUGCUUCUGUAAACCAGAAUAUUUUUUAUAAGCUGAAACACGUAACAUAACGUCUCAUUUCCUGUUUGGAGCCCACUCUUUGUACUGCAUUGUGAAGCCUUGAUAGUUGAACACACUAAAUGAUGUUUUGUGUGCAUGUGUAUUCCCUUUUCCUGCAAAGCAGUUGUAAACAAUGCGGUGUAAUGUCCAAAACAAUUACAAUGUAAACCUUAAAUGUUAAACUUUUGAAAGAAACCUUAAACGUAUAUGAUACCUACAUUUUGGAUUAAAAUUUAAAGUGGUGACAUGAAGUGGCAGUGAUUAAAUUUAUAUUAUUACAGCAAGCAAAACUGGCAUUAAAUUAGUACAUGUUAAAAAAGACUCUUGUAGUGAGCAUCAUCUAUCUAGAUGAAUACGCUCGUGAAUAAUUACGCAUAUAAAGAGGGAAUGAUGUAGUAAUUUAAGACCUGAAAUUCACUAUCAUAGUUUUACAAUCAGUUAUUUGGCAUUAACUUAUAUGAAGAUAACAUCAACUAUUUUUUUGCAACUAUGGAGACAGUUUUACACAAAUGAAGAGUAUACAAGACAAUUUAGUUUCACUCAGCUGCAAAUUUAAAGUCUAGUUGUACAGUUAUACAACCCAUAGCCAUACUAAUUAACAAAGACAAAGGGGCAUUUUGAGUUUCAUCAUAAAUGGACCUAUCUCUUUGCUGCAUGAUGUUGGGGAAGACCUCUGAAGCUGUUAAUGUUGUUUUUUCUUCUGUAUAGUGAUUGUGUUUUUAAUUAAAAUAAACGUUUAACAUUAACUACAA